AAGGAACCACGAGACAGGUGACUGAUGACCAAUGAGAAGGUGACCAUGACAUAUACCCUCGUCAGCUGCAAGAAAGGAACCACGAGACAGGUGACUGAUGCCCGGUGAGAAGGUGAACGUGACAUAUAGCCUCGUCAGCUGCAAGAAAGGAACCACGAGUCAGGUGACUGAUGCCCUGUGAGAAGGUGAACGUGACAAAUACCCUCGUCAGCUGCAAGAAAGGAACCACGAGACAGGCCCAAAAAUGAAUCUGCAUGAUGUGUCCGCCAUGUUAUAUGAAUUCUCAGAAGAUCCAAGUAAUAGGCCUAAUCAAAUAGUGAAAAAUGCUGUUCAGUCCAAUAACAGUGAAGAGGAUUUGCGUACCGUUUUUAUAUCACAAAACUGCUGCAAGAUUUGGAAGUUUGGCUCAGGAAGGGCUCAUUCUACAGUCAACCUCCAUAAAUGUGUAUGAGAACCUGGCUGUUGAAGACUGGAUUCAUGACCAUAUGGACUUAGAACAAAAAAAUGUUCUUUUUCUAUGGAAGAAUUCUCCGACUGUGGUGAUUGGUCGACACCAGAAUCCAUGGAAAGAAUGCAAUCUUCAUUUAAUGAGAGAGAAGGGGAUUUGCCUGGCAAGGAGAAGAAGUGGCGGCGGGACUGUAUUUCACGAUCUGGGAAAUAUUAACUUAACUUUUUUCACAUCUAAGAAAAAAUAUGAUCGAAUGGAAAAUCUACAUUUGGUUAUUCGAGCUCUUAAAUCUUUGGAACCGUAUUUGGAUGUACAAGCCACAAAGCGAUACGAUCUCUUGUUAGAUGGAAAGUACAAGAUAUCAGGGACUGCUGCAAAGCUUGGAAGGACUGUGGCAUACCAUCACUGUACGUUGUUGUGUAGUGCGGAUAGCUCACUCUUACCUUUAGUGCUACAAAGUCCUUAUGAUGGGAUACAGAGUAAUGCCACGCCUAGUGUGCCUUCACUGGUCAAAAACCUCUCCCAAGCGUAUUCAUCUCUAACAUGCCAAGCUGUCAUGGAUGCUGUGGCCAAAGAAUAUAGUUAUCAGUAUGAAGAUAAGCCACAUGUUCAUGUUGUUGACCCACGGGAUGAGACACUAUUUCCGGGCAUAACACAGAAAAAAAAGGAGCUGUGCACUUGGGACUGGAUUUAUGGAAAGACACCGAAAUUUAAUGUUCAGAAAUCCUUUCAGAUUUUCUAUAAUGGUGUUACCGUGGAAGUUAAUUUAAGUAUGUAUAUAAAAAAUGGUUAUAUAGAAAGCUGCUCUAUAGCAGUGCCCAGUGACUGGCUGUCUGAACAGCAGCGCUGGGAGCUGCAGAAUAGUUUGGAAGGCAGUAAAUUUUGUCCAAGGGAAAUAGUUUUUUUGGUGACUACUUUACUGAGGACUUACCCAGAUGAUGGUGACGUUCACGCAAAGUGGAACAUAUUAUGUGAGAAGUUGGUGUCAAUAAUGUGAUCGGAUUUAAUAAAAGAAUAUUUUAAAGUGUAUCUAUGGCUUUAAAGAAAAACUGUCAGCCUGUUCACCCACACUAAACCCAAUACACU
Hyla sarda is the source of this 1534-nucleotide messenger RNA. RefSeq names its product lipoyltransferase 1 (gene LIPT1). Gene Ontology annotation, molecular function: lipoyltransferase activity. Gene Ontology annotation, cellular component: mitochondrion; cytoplasm. Gene Ontology annotation, biological process: protein lipoylation. The record is from RefSeq and is a predicted model, not a curated record. Lineage: Eukaryota; Metazoa; Chordata; Amphibia; Anura; Hylidae.